Striga hermonthica is the source of this 1278-nucleotide messenger RNA. The record is from the annotation of a GenBank genome assembly. Lineage: Eukaryota; Viridiplantae; Streptophyta; Magnoliopsida; Lamiales; Orobanchaceae.
UUAUAUACACAAUCGAGUUUCAGAAACGUGGAUUACCGCAUGCUCAUAUAUUGUUAUUCCUUUCGAAAGAGUGCAAGUUUCCCAACCCAUCGGACAUAGACAGAGUUAUAUCUGCAGAGAUAACAGAUGAAUCUUCUGAUCCUCAAUAUUACGAGGUCGUAAAGAAGCAUAUGAUCCAUGGGCCAUGUGGUUUGGCCAAAAAAGACUCGCCGUGUAUGGUGGAUGGAAAAUGCACCAAAAGAUUUCCUAAGAAGUUUGUUGACUCCACAACAGUUGACGAAGAGGGUUAUCCACGGUACAGACGUCGUGACAAUGGAAAUUCUAUAGAAAAGAAUGGUAUUGUCGUGCACAACGGUUUUGUCGUGCCUCAUAACCGGCGUCUUCUUAUGAAAUUUGGAGCGCAUAUUAAUGUUGAGUGGUGCAACCAGUCAGGAUCUAUAAAAUACCUAUUCAAAUAUGUUAACAAGGGUAAUGAUCAUGUGACUGCAUCAUUUUAUAAAACUUCUGCCGAAUCGGACGUCGAGAGACCAUUGGAUGAGAUAAAAAUGUAUUAUGAUUGUCGGUACAUUUCGUCGUGUGAGGCAGCAUGGAGGUUGUUCGGUAAUGAAUUGCAGUACAAAAAACCUCCCGUCCAGCGCCUGAAUUUCCACUUAUUUGGAGAACAAAACCUAUUCUUUGACGAUCAAGGAAAUCUUCUAAAUGUUCUCGGUAAACCCACUGUUGAUCAGAGCCAAUUUCUUGAGUGGUUUGAGGCAAAUAAAAAAUAUCCUGCGGCGAGAGAACUAACGUAUGAUGAGGCCCCGUCCAAGUUUGUCUGGAAUACAACAAUCUGGCAGUGGACUCCUCGAGCAAAUGAGGACCAACCCUCUGUAGGUCGUUUGCGGUAUGUACCGCCUGGGUUUGGAAAUAAUUAUUACUUGCGAUUGUUGCUUACUGUGGUGCGUGGGGCAACAUGUCAUGAGGACUAUAUGAAGGUCUAUGAGGUCCAAUAUGUAACGCAUCGUGAUGCUUGCUACGCCCAAGGUUUGUUAGAGGACGAUCGAGAGUAUGUAGAUGGCAUAACCGAGGCAAGUCAGUGGGCAUCUGCAGACUCCCUUAGACGCAUGUUCGCAUCAUUGUUGGUGUCCGGUUCAUUUGGCAGACCAGAUGACGUAUGGAAUAAGUGUUGGCAAUGUAUGUCUAACGUCAUACUGUACAGACAACGUCGAUUGUUUAAUAACCAAGGUAAUCAUACUUUUCAUAUAUCCAUAUCUAUAUUAUUAAUGAAUGAUUUUCAAG